Molecule: messenger RNA, 3015 nt
Organism: Phycodurus eques (leafy seadragon)
Lineage: Eukaryota; Metazoa; Chordata; Actinopteri; Syngnathiformes; Syngnathidae
Product: zinc finger protein 239-like
Exons: 3
Coding region: 292-1353 (353 amino acids)
Cellular component (GO): nucleus
Source: RefSeq, a predicted model, not a curated record
CCUGACAUCUGCACACCAUGUCCGCGUCUUGCGCCAGCAGGUCCACAACUUUGCCCUUCCCCUCGUCCCCCCACUGCGCGCCCAGCACCACCGUCACUCGGUUGCCAACCGGCGGUCUGCUGGGCCGCGUCGUCGGCUCCUGGGACCCACUUUCCGACAUAUCCGACCGCUGCUGGGGCUCUGCGGCUGACUUGGAUCUUAAUUUGUGGCUCGGCAAUCGAGUGGAGUGGCCGCGGCGCCAGCCCACUCCCAAGGCAACGUUUGGACGCCAGGAAGUAACACGCCUUGCGCAUGCGCACAGGUGUCAACAACCAGGAAGCCUUUGUGAACGAACGCCUGGCCACCGCCGCCCAGGAGAUAUUUGUCUUUUUGGAGCGAAUCAUCGCAAAAUACGAAGAAGCAGCUUCGAACUCACAGAAGGAGAUCAAACACCUACGAGGGGUUCGCUUGGAUUUCGUGUCACAGCAGAAAACAGACUUGUUUCAAUCAGCAGAGCACAAGGAGGAAAAUUGGGAAAAUUCCCUUGAGCAACAUUCCUUCGAGUGGGAGUCAAAUGGAACUCCUGGUCAUACUGGAUUAGAGCUGUGCCACAUUAAACAGGAAGCCCUCUGGGACAUUCCGCAGGAAGAAAGUGGGAUCCGGGAGGAUUCCGAUGCCCUGUACCUGCCUCGGAAGCGAAACAAGCAAGAAGAUGACAGUUUUUUGCCGCUCGAUGAGAGCGAGAGACAGGAAGGGGAAACUGAACUGUUGCCGCCCCCCGUUUCCUCCAGAGAACUAUGCCCAUACCAAGAUGAAAGGCAAGAUGUACAUCAAACAGAGCAAAUCACUCUUUUCCCAGAGGCAUCAGUCACACAGGAUUUCCGUUGUCAUCUCUGUGAAAAAUCUUUUUCCUUCAAUCACCACCUAGUUAAUCACGCUUUAAGAAUACACUGGAGGGACGCGUGCUGCGCCGUGUGCGGCAAAGCGGGGGAGUCCCCCGGAAGUCUCGCCGAGCACAUCCAAUCCCACCGGGGAUCCAAGACGUGCCCGGCGUGUGGCAAGCGCUGCGGUAGCGUGAGCGCGUUGGCCGAGCACAUGACCAGUCACACGGGCGCCAAGCCGCACCGCUGCCACGUGUGCGGCAAGGAGUGCAGCCGCAAGGGUGACCUGAAGAUCCACAUGAGGAUCCACACGGGCGAGAAGCCUUACUGCUGCACGCACUGCGGCAAGCGCUUCACGCACAGCGGCCAUCUCAGGAAGCAUCUAAGAACGCACACGGGCGAGCGCCCGCACACGUGCGGCAUGUGCGGGCGAGGCUUCCUGCAGAGCGCCCACCUCAAACAUCACUUGACCACUCACGUGCGGGUAUCUUGAGGAGCUCGCUCUUCAGAGACUGACUUUUUUUCUUCCACUGUGUUGUCAUGGUAACAGUCAAUUACAGCGGAACCUCUAAGGGCCAACACAAUUCGUUCCUGAAAUAUGGUUGAACUCCGAGAGUUAAAAUGUCACCUUCAUUUACUGUUCAGGCCAUUUUUAAAGGUCAUCCAAGUGUUUAACAAUCUCACAUUUCAAAAGGAGGAGAAAAUGCCAAUGCAAAUACAGUGAAUCCCCAAAAUUUUGCAGAAAUGCACAUGUAAUUUGCUCUUUGCAGGUCAUAUGCGUUACAGACAAUACGGUUUACCCUUAUCCGGUGUUGCGCAAUAUGACAGCCGUGUUCAUAGUCCCGAGUAAACAGCCGAGUACGAGUCUGAAAUGAAAACAUUAAUGGAGUCACCUGGGAACUAAAAAUCAACUCUACAUUUGGACAACAAAGAUUCGCAUAGUUAAGCAGCCUUACAUUUACAGCAUUAUGAGCUUUUUCAUGCUUAAUGGAUCUGAAGCAGAAAGCCCAGCCACUUCACAUCUGUCUUUAUUUGACACUAAUAAUGCCAAACAGAUUUAAAAAAAAGAGAAAAAAUUAACUUGCACAUAGACCACAGUUGAAUAUUUUUUGCUUUAACUGGAAAUGUUCAACCUUAAUACAUUCUAAAAAACAUUCAAUCACUAACUGGGAUUGUUUAUUAGCAUAUUGAUAUACUGUAUCUAACGUAACCACCUUAGGAUGAAUAUUGACUUGUAUACCUACAUAUCCCUGGAUGUAAGAGGGGGCAUACAUUAAAGUCUUUCUCUAGGUUGCUGCUCAGUGCUUUAGAGGAGGACUUUAAAAGAUGUACAUCUUUGAUGGUUCUUAGUUUGGGCAAGUAGUGUUUUUUUUAAUUUUUUUAAAAUAAAUUGUAUUAUUAAUUUUUAUUUUAAAUUGUAAAAUACCGCAGUUAUUCAAAACCAGAAAAGACUGAGCUGUAGUUCAACAAUGCAGGGGAUAAUGUGCAAGGAGCCCAUUCAUUACAAUUCAUUGUGUGCAUAUAUAGUUGCCUGUAGAUGCCACAAGAUGGAAGCAGAGCCAUACUUUUAUUACUCGGGCCUGAACACAAACGGAGUGGGUGAGAUUUUCAUCUGUCCCUUUAUCAUCGGUCAACAUACAUCAUAUAUGAAAUGUCUUUAUAUCAGCGCUACUGGCCAAUUUUUAGGUCAUACAAGUAGUGUGAAAAGAAGGUAAAAGUCCAAUUUGGUGACAUUUCAAAAGUAGGAAAUAAUGCAAAUAGGAACACUCUUCCAGAGUCAAAAUGUUUACUUUAUAGACUGUAACAAGCUGGUUUUUUUAAAUGUCUUAUGAGUCUAAAAAAAGAAGUAAACAAGCCUGUUUCCAAAAACAGCCAGUCAAACUCACACUUGUGUUGCAAAAAAAAAAAAAAGCCAAAGAAAAAGCCACACUCCCAUCCUUUAAUGCGUGCUGAGCCGUGUCCUCAAAAUGCCAAAUUCCAAUUUGUCUGACCUUGUAGGUUCUGCUGUAUCUUUGUCAAGGCCCUGUUUUAAAGUGUCAAAUCAAAGCUGUAUCUGGAAUGUUACUUCAUAACAACCUUCACUCUGAAUCAAUAUUGUUUCUCACAUUUUAAUGUAGAGCUUUUUUUAUUUUAUGUUUUAACGCUUUGUACACAA